AUGAAUCAGGUACCACAGGACUGCCUUCAGCCCGGAAUAAUCCUGACAGUGGGCUCGCAUGAGGUCAAAAUAAUCCAGUAUCUCACGAGCGGGGGGUUCGCGCAGAUAUACAGCUGCGAGGUGCUUUCACCAGGGCCAAUCCAGGGGAGUUUGGCGUGCUUGAAGCGAGUGCAUGUGCCGGACAAGCCUAGCCUCAACACGCUUCGCGCGGAAGUGGACGCCAUGAAGAUGCUCAAAGGACAUCGGCAUGUGGUGUCUUACAUUGACUCGCACGCGGCCAAGUCGCCACGACACGACGGGACAUACGAGGUUUAUCUCCUCAUGGAAUACUGUUUGCGCGGCGGGCUCAUUGACUUCAUGAACUCACGCCUACAGACCCGGCUCUCUGAAUUCGAGGUGCUCAAGAUCAUGAGCCAUGUGGCACAGGGCAUAAUGGCGAUGCAUGCGCUGGUCCCACCGCUCAUCCACCGGGAUAUCAAGAUUGAAAAUGUUUUGAUUUCUGGUGACGGAGACUUUAAGGUGUGCGACUUUGGUUCGGUAUCUGGAGUCAUACGGCCACCUAAGAACGCCUACGAGUUCAAUUACGUCCAGCACGAUAUUCUGAAAAACACCACUGCACAGUAUAGGGCGCCGGAGAUGAUUGAUUUAUAUCGGGCCCUGCCUGUGGAUGAAAAGUCGGACAUUUGGGCAUUAGGAGUGUUCCUGUACAAAGUAUGCUACUUCACCACUCCUUUUGAGAAGGUAGGUGAAAAUGCCAUCUUGCAGGCCAAGUUUCAAUUUCCAAGCUAUCCACAAUAUACUGAUCGUUUAAAAAAUCUAAUAAGCGUGAUGUUGAGCGAGCAUCCUGUUCAGAGACCCAAUAUUUGCCAAGUUCUAGAAGAGGUUAGUAGGAUUCAGGGAGUCCCUUGUCCCCUUCCUAAUUUCUACCUCGAAAGGAUGAAACAUGGCGCUUGCACGCCAGUCCAUCAUUCUGCUAGCCAGCCAGCUCUUCCUUUGGCAACUCACCAAUUUUCUACCUCUACGCCAAUGGUAACACAUCCGCAGCCACCAGCCAAUCAAAUGAGUCCACUUCCUCAUGGUAUUCAACCGAUUACAUCAAAUAUGGUGUACAUGAUGCACAACACCACUCCAAACAUCAAAGAUAUCCCACGCGAGAACCCAGCGGCUACGAUACAGAAAAAUGCGCUCUAUUCGAUGUCAGGAUCAGAACAUUUGAGCGCUCUAUCAUCAGAUAUGCACUUCAAUAGGCCUCAACUGGAGAACUCGCACACCUUCAGUGGUGUAGGCCCAAGGUCCUCUUCCAACCCAAUAAAAAUCCCCAGAAACGAGAUCCAAAAGUUCCUCUCGGGUACGCCUCCAACUAGUGCGAAAAAGCCUACAUAUGUUGAUUCUGAAACGCAAACAGGUGAUAUUAUCACCUCAAAUAAGUCUGGUUCACGGCCAUUUGCAAUGUCGUUAUCGCCUUUAUCAUCUCCAGAAUUAUUUUCUGAACAGAGCACAGGUAACAGUCUUCUGGGAAGAUUAAGCCGUAAAACCAUUAGGUCGCCUACUAGUGAUAAAGGCUCCAAUCCACUAAAGUCCAAAUCUAGUGUAGGAGAUGAUCUUGCUUCACUUCUAUCCUCCCCUUCUCGUAAUUUGAGUUUCCCUGCUCAGAGUUCUAAAUCAUCCAAGCGGAACAGUGCAGACCUUUCGAGCAGAAAAUCACCUGUCCUGAAUAAGAGCAGAAUUGCCAUGUCGUAUUCUGGGCCAGAGAAAUCGAGCGCAACAGGACUUGAAUCCAGCUCUUCGUCACUUUUCGGUUCUCAAAAUGGUGAACACCGUCCACCUUCUAGCACCGACCGCCAUAAAUCCAACAGUACAUCAUUCCGCUUAGUACCAACUAAAAAGGGACAAACCUCUAUCCAGGAGCGUGUUCAUAAACUAUUGGCUACGUCAGCACAGGAAGACGUGAGUAAGAAAGCCAGUAAGAAGACAACUAAUUCAGCAACAUCAGCGAAGCUAGAGCACCAAAAGGGAGAUGAACAAAGCAUAUCUACUGGGUCCAUGAGCAAAAUAGAUGCUAUCAGUAUGGAUCUAUCGUCGAUUGCUGCCGGUAACGUUUCCAAGUCCCAAUUUACCAGCGUCGAAAAUGUACUCAAAGCGGCCGCAAAUGGCAGCGUCACUGCCGGGAAAAAGCCGACUACCUCUGAAACCUCGAAAUCAGCUGUAUCCGCAAGUGCCACGAAUACCAGGAAAGCUCCAAACUCAAGUGAAAAUGCAACUAAGUUACCCAAUGUUGUUUCGCCUACCAAACGUGCCAAUACCGUUGAAACCCCUCAGAGAUCGCCAGCAGACCCCGUUUCAGCUAAGGUAGCCAGUAGUAUGGACAGUAAGACAAAGGAUAAAAAGCAACCGCCUACGAAGCCUCCUAAGCCGGCACAUCUGAGGCCUAAACUGCCUCCAAAACCCAGUCAUUUGAAGUCUCCAUCCGUCGACAAGAAACGUAUGUCAAAGGACGCUAGCACACUCAUUAGUGAGUGCUAG
Molecule: messenger RNA, 2523 nt
Organism: Eremothecium gossypii ATCC 10895
Lineage: Eukaryota; Fungi; Ascomycota; Saccharomycetes; Saccharomycetales; Saccharomycetaceae
Product: ADL217Wp
Exons: 1
Coding region: 1-2523 (840 amino acids)
Biological process (GO): actin filament organization; actin cortical patch assembly; peptidyl-threonine phosphorylation
Cellular component (GO): cytoplasm
Molecular function (GO): ATP binding; protein serine/threonine kinase activity
Source: RefSeq, marked provisional